Messenger RNA from Brassica napus (rape), 1978 nucleotides. RefSeq names its product putative polyol transporter 1. The transcript has 3 exons. NCBI's taxonomy places the organism in Eukaryota, Viridiplantae, Streptophyta, Magnoliopsida, Brassicales, Brassicaceae. Gene Ontology annotation, cellular component: membrane. Bases 311 to 1846 code for a protein of 511 amino acids. The record is from RefSeq and is a predicted model, not a curated record. Gene Ontology annotation, biological process: transmembrane transport. Gene Ontology annotation, molecular function: carbohydrate:proton symporter activity.
GAUCUGUUCUUACUGUAAACUCCUAAUUUUAGGAAAAAAACUUGUAGAUAAGAAGAAAAACCAUGGCUGUUUAUAUCUUCUAAUCUAGUUUUCAUCCCUGGGAUAUAUAUUUAACCAUAACAGAUAAUUAAUUAACUAAGUAUUUGUUUUAACAGUCAAUAGUUUUUAGUUUCUGUUGUGAGCAUUACACAUUUAUUUAAACCCUUUCAUCCUCCCAAUGAUUCCAUCAUCCACAAGAACCAAAGUUCAUCUGCCAGUCAUACUCUGUUCUAUUAAUUAAUUUCAUUGUCUUGCAAUCAUAGCGAAGACAAUGAGUUCCUCUGGAAUAGAAAAAGGUGUUGUUACUACAGAGGUCGAGGCGCCGAGGGGGAAUAGAAGCCGGUUUGCUUUUGCAUGUGCAAUCUUAGCCUCCAUGACUUCAAUAAUUCUUGGUUACGACAUUGGAGUGAUGAGUGGAGCUGCAAUUUUUAUAAAAGAAGAUUUGAAACUGUCAGACGUACAGCUUGAGAUCCUCAUGGGAAUUUUAAACAUCUACUCCCUGGUAGGUUCAGGCGCCGCGGGGAGAACUUCUGAUUGGAUCGGGAGACGAUACACCAUAGUGUUGGCAGGAGCCUUCUUCUUUUGUGGUGCCCUUCUCAUGGGGUUUGCCACAAAUUAUCCUUUCAUUAUGGUUGGCCGUUUUGUAGCUGGUAUUGGCGUCGGUUAUGCUAUGAUGAUUGCACCGGUUUACACAGCUGAAGUUGCUCCUGCUACUUCUCGUGGUUUUCUCAGCUCUUUCCCUGAGAUAUUUAUCAACAUUGGUAUACUUCUUGGGUACGUAUCAAAUUACUUUUUCUCCAAGCUUCCGGUGCAUCUUGGGUGGCGGUUCAUGUUAGGUGUCGGAUCAAUUCCCUCGGUGUGCCUAGCCAUCGGAGUGUUGGCAAUGCCUGAGUCUCCGAGAUGGCUAGUCCUCCAGGGUCGCAUUGGGGAUGCUUUUAAAGUUCUUGACAAAACUUCAAACACCAAAGAAGAGGCCAUCUCUAGACUCAAUGACAUCAAACGGGCUGCCGGAAUCCCAGAGGACAUGACAGACGAUGUUAUAGUUGUUCCCAACAGGAAGAGUGCCGGAAAAGGCGUGUGGAAGGAUCUUAUUGUCCGGCCAACCCCUGCUGUCCGACAUAUCCUAAUAGCAUGUCUCGGUAUCCAUUUCGCUCAGCAAGCCUCCGGAAUUGACGCGGUCGUCCUUUACUCUCCGACCAUCUUCCAAAAGGCUGGCCUGAAAUCCAAGAAUGACCAGCUCUUGGCAACUGUCGCUGUUGGAAUUGUCAAAACACUCUUUAUUGUUGUAGGGACUUGCGUGGUCGAUCGGUUUGGACGUCGUGCCUUGUUGCUCACGAGUAUGGGCGGAAUGUUUCUUUCCUUGACCGCGCUUGGGACUAGUCUUACAGUCAUCGACAGAAAUCCAGGACAGACACUCAAGUGGGCUAUUGGGCUUAGCGUUACAACGGUAAUGACGUUUGUAGCAACAUUCUCAAUAGGUGCAGGACCAGUGACGUGGGUCUACUGCUCAGAGAUAUUCCCUGUGAGGCUAAGAGCUCAAGGGGCAAGUUUGGGAGUGAUGUUGAAUAGAUUGAUGAGUGGUAUUAUCGGAAUGACAUUCCUAUCGCUUUCUAAAGGUUUGACCAUUGGUGGUGCAUUCCUUCUCUUUGCCGGAGUUGCUGCUGCUGCAUGGGUCUUCUUCUUUACUUUUCUUCCAGAGACACGAGGUAUGCCUUUGGAAGAAAUGGAGAGUCUUUUCGGGAGCUACACUGCAAACAAGAAGAAAAAUGUUACGAACGAAGGUACAGAAGUGGUUGAGGAACACUGAUAAUUAAUAAUGAAAUAUGUUGUUGGGAGUAUUGGGGACGUUUCAUAAAUUAAAUAAAAAAACAUGUGUAAAUAAUGUAUGUAUCCAUCUAGCUCAACUUGUUAACUAAGUUCAACUUUAUUUUAAUGAGAA